GAAUUAUUCCAAUGAAUAGAAAAAUGCGUCAAACUUGUCAUCCUUUCCUUUCGUCCAUUCCAAGUAUUUCAUUUGAGUCCUGCAUUUUGUUAGUAAUUGGCGUGGUACUUUCUGUUGUUUUUUAAACGUGCUUCUUGUACAUUUAAUUUAUUAUUCACGUGUGUUACUUCGCUUUUGUUUCUAAGUUAAAUUUCAUCGAUAAUUUCCAAAAUGGAUGUCUACCUCAUGAUUCAACGUAAAAAGCUCACCAUCUUCACCGAUGCUAAAGACAAUACCGAUAUUCAAGAAGUGAAGAAAAUAAUCGAAGGUAUCAUUAAGGUGGCGCCGGAGAAUCAGAUGCUUUUCACUAAAGAUCACGAAACCAUGGAAGACGAAAAAACGUUGUCUGAUUACGGCUAUAACACUAACUUAGCUCGUGCCCAGUCGCCUGGUUUUAUCGGACUGGCCAUAAAGCAAGAGAGUGGUGAAUUUGAGACCCUCGAUCUGGAACCUUACUCUACUCCACCGGAUUUGCCAUACGUCAUGAAGAAUAACGCCGAAUGUGCCGAAAGUACUUGAGUACUGGUGUUUAUUUCUCUGCUACACUGGAGAUCUUUAAUCAUUAAUAAGUUUUCGUUUAUUCUACGCGUGUAAAUAUGUUGUUUGAUCAUUACUUUUUUUACUUCUUAGGUUUCUUGUGAUUUAAUUCUACCUACAUAUAUAUUCCUACGUAUUUACAUUUUUAAUAAAAUCAUUUAUUAUUUCGAA
Molecule: messenger RNA, 747 nt
Organism: Planococcus citri (citrus mealybug)
Lineage: Eukaryota; Metazoa; Arthropoda; Insecta; Hemiptera; Pseudococcidae
Gene: EloB
Product: elongin B
Exons: 4
Coding region: 211-558 (115 amino acids)
Biological process (GO): transcription elongation by RNA polymerase II
Cellular component (GO): elongin complex; VCB complex
Molecular function (GO): protein binding
Source: RefSeq, a predicted model, not a curated record